Messenger RNA from Piliocolobus tephrosceles (Ugandan red Colobus), 6942 nucleotides. RefSeq names its product kinesin family member 5A (gene KIF5A). The transcript has 28 exons. Lineage: Eukaryota; Metazoa; Chordata; Mammalia; Primates; Cercopithecidae. Gene Ontology annotation, molecular function: microtubule binding; ATP binding; microtubule motor activity. Bases 356 to 3454 code for a protein of 1032 amino acids. The record is from RefSeq and is a predicted model, not a curated record. Gene Ontology annotation, biological process: microtubule-based movement.
GAGGUUCCAGCCUUCGGGGGUUGACGUCGAGCCAGCCUCCCCAGCUGAGGGAGCCCCGCCCCCGCUCCUCCAUCGCGGCCCCGCCCAGGCCCGCAGCGCGGCGCUGCAGCGCGAGGGGCGGAGAGGCAGCGCGCCCGAGAGGACCAGACGCCCAGGUCUCCCGCAUCCCGCUGCCGCAGGAGAGAGACAGCGCGCCCCGGCCCUGCUCCCCAGGCUUCGCCCGGGCGCCCUCAACUCUGCCCCCAGAGACUGAGCACCUGUCCUCCGCCUCAGUCUUAGCUGAGAGACCUCUUCUCUGGAGCACACACCACCCCUGCAGCCCGAGAAGUGUUCCAGCUCCACGCCGGCGACCACCAUGGCGGAGACCAACAACGAAUGUAGCAUCAAGGUGCUCUGCCGAUUCCGGCCCCUAAACCAGGCUGAGAUUCUGCGGGGAGACAAGUUCAUCCCCAUUUUCCAAGGGGACGACAGCGUCGUUAUUGGGGGGAAGCCAUAUGUUUUUGACCGUGUAUUCCCCCCAAACACGACUCAGGAGCAAGUUUAUCAUGCAUGUGCCAUGCAGAUUGUCAAAGAUGUCCUUGCUGGCUACAAUGGCACCAUUUUUGCUUAUGGACAGACAUCCUCAGGGAAAACACAUACCAUGGAGGGAAAGCUGCACGACCCCCAGCUGAUGGGAAUCAUUCCUCGAAUUGCCCGAGACAUCUUCAACCACAUCUACUCCAUGGAUGAGAACCUUGAGUUCCACAUCAAGGUUUCUUACUUUGAAAUUUACCUGGACAAAAUUCGUGACCUUCUAGAUGUGACCAAGACAAAUCUGUCUGUGCAUGAGGACAAGAACCGUGUGCCAUUUGUCAAGGGUUGUACUGAACGCUUUGUGUCCAGCCCGGAGGAGAUUCUGGAUGUGAUUGAUGAAGGGAAAUCAAAUCGUCAUGUGGCUGUUACCAACAUGAAUGAACAUAGCUCUCGGAGCCACAGCAUCUUCCUCAUCAACAUCAAGCAGGAGAACAUGGAAACGGAGCAGAAGCUCAGUGGGAAGCUGUAUCUGGUGGACCUGGCAGGGAGUGAGAAGGUCAGCAAGACUGGAGCAGAGGGAGCCGUGCUGGAUGAGGCAAAGAAUAUCAACAAGUCACUGUCAGCUCUGGGCAAUGUGAUCUCUGCACUGGCUGAGGGCACUAAAAGCUAUGUUCCAUAUCGUGAUAGCAAAAUGACAAGGAUUCUCCAGGACUCUCUUGGGGGAAACUGCCGGACGACUAUGUUCAUCUGUUGCUCACCGUCCAGUUACAAUGAUGCAGAGACCAAAUCCACCCUGAUGUUUGGGCAGCGGGCAAAGACCAUUAAGAACACUGCCUCAGUAAAUCUGGAGUUGACUGCUGAGCAGUGGAAGAAGAAAUAUGAGAAGGAGAAGGAGAAGACAAAGGCCCAGAAGGAGACGAUUGCGAAGCUAGAGGCUGAGCUGAGCCGGUGGCGCAAUGGAGAGAAUGUGCCUGAGACGGAGCGCCUGGCUGGGGAGGAGGCAGCCCUGGGAGCUGAGCUCUGUGAGGAGACCCCUGUGAAUGACAACUCAUCCAUCGUGGUGCGCAUUGCACCUGAAGAGCGGCAGAAAUACGAGGAGGAGAUCCGCCGCCUCUAUAAGCAGCUUGACGACAAGGAUGAUGAAAUCAACCAGCAAAGCCAACUCAUAGAGAAGCUCAAGCAGCAAAUGCUGGACCAGGAAGAGCUGCUGGUGUCCACCCGAGGAGACAACGAGAAGGUCCAGCGGGAGCUGAACCACCUGCAAUCAGAGAACGAUGCCGCUAAGGAUGAAGUGAAGGAAGUGCUGCAGGCCCUGGAGGAGCUGGCUGUGAACUAUGACCAGAAGUCCCAGGAGGUGGAGGAGAAGAGCCAGCAGAACCAGCUUCUGGUGGAUGAGCUGUCUCAGAAGGUGGCCACCAUGCUGUCCCUGGAGUCUGAGUUGCAGCGGCUACAGGAGGUCAGUGGACACCAGCGAAAACGAAUUGCUGAGGUGCUGAACGGGCUGAUGAAGGAUCUGAGCGAGUUCAGCGUCAUUGUGGGCAACGGGGAGAUUAAGCUGCCAGUGGAGAUCAGUGGGGCCAUCGAGGAGGAGUUCACUGUGGCCCGACUCUACAUCAGCAAAAUCAAGUCAGAAGUCAAGUCUGUGGUCAAGCGGUGCCGGCAGCUGGAGAACCUCCAGGUGGAAUGUCACCGCAAGAUGGAAGUGACUGGGCGGGAGCUCUCAUCCUGCCAGCUCCUCAUCUCUCAGCACGAGGCCAAGAUCCGCUCACUUACAGAAUACAUGCAGAGCGUGGAGCUAAAGAAGCGGCACCUGGAAGAGUCCUAUGACUCCUUGAGUGACGAGCUGGCCAAGCUCCAGGCCCAGGAAACUGUGCAUGAAGUGGCCCUGAAGGACAAGGAACCUGAUACCCAGGAUGCAGAUGAAGUGAAGAAGGCUCUGGAGCUGCAGAUGGAGAGUCACCGGGAGGCCCAUCACCGGCAGCUGGCCCGGCUCCGGGACGAGAUCAACGAGAAGCAGAAGACCAUUGAUGAGCUCAAAGACCUAAAUCAGAAGCUCCAGUUAGAGCUAGAGAAGCUUCAGGCUGACUACGAGAAGCUGAAGAGUGAAGAACAUGAGAAGAGCACCAAGCUGCAGGAGCUGACAUUUCUGUACGAGCGACAUGAACAGUCCAAGCAGGACCUCAAGGGUCUGGAGGAGACAGUUGCCCGGGAACUCCAGACCCUCCACAACCUUCGCAAGCUGUUCGUUCAAGACGUCACGACUCGAGUCAAGAAAAGUGCAGAAAUGGAGCCCGAAGACAGUGGGGGGAUUCACUCCCAAAAGCAGAAGAUUUCCUUUCUUGAGAACAACCUGGAACAGCUUACAAAGGUUCACAAACAGCUGGUACGUGACAAUGCAGAUCUGCGUUGUGAGCUUCCUAAAUUGGAAAAACGACUUAGGGCUACGGCUGAGAGAGUUAAGGCCUUGGAGGGUGCACUGAAGGAGGCCAAGGAGGGCGCCAUGAAGGACAAGCGCCGGUACCAGCAGGAGGUGGACCGCAUCAAGGAGGCCGUUCGCUACAAGAGCUCGGGCAAACGGGGCCAUUCUGCCCAGAUUGCCAAACCUGUCCGGCCUGGCCACUACCCAGCGUCCUCACCCACCAACCCCUAUGGCACCCGGAGCCCUGAGUGCAUCAGUUACACCAACAGCCUCUUCCAGAACUACCAGAAUCUCUACCUGCAGGCCACACCCAGCUCCACCUCAGAUAUGUACUUUGCCAACUCCUGUACCAGCAGUGGAGCCACGUCUUCUGGCGGCCCCUUGGCUUCCUACCAGAAGGCCAACAUGGACAAUGGAAAUGCCACAGAUAUCAAUGACAAUAGGAGUGACCUGCCGUGUGGCUAUGAGGCUGAGGACCAGGCCAAGCUUUUCCCUCUCCACCAAGAGACAGCAGCCAGCUAAUCUUCCACACCCACGGCUGCAUACCUGCACUUUCAGGUAGCGUCAGGCUGCUUCCUCGGACCAGCCUCAGGUUGCUUCCCUUCUUGCUGACAGCCUCUUUGGUUCUCCGGCUUCGUCUUUCUUUCUUUUUUUUUUUUUUUUUUUUUUUACCACCUCAAAACUUUUACUAUGUAGUUACCCCUCAACUCCUGCCUCCUGCUUUCCCCUGCUGGGGGCUACGCCUGCGUGGCCCCAUGUAAUCUGGACACUGACCUCCCGUGCCCCCUUUUGCUUUCCCUUAGGCUACAGCGGUAACCACAGUACUGUCUUUGUGCCACUAGGGGUCACUGUCAUACGUCCAAAGAAGUGAGCUUGGCCGCUGUAGAUGAGAGCCACACAGGGGUGGUAGACCGCAAAGCUAUCAAGAGACCCUGGGGGGCCAUCUGAACCCCACCUCUUCCUCCACCCUGAAAUAAUUUUGGAUAGAUAGGUGUUUUUGGAACCAAGACAUCUCCAGCUAAGGCGAUGUUUGUCCCAUCCUGUGUCCUGCACCUGUGUCCCAUCCUCCUCCCAUCUGUAUACACCACCAGUAAGCUUUAGGAAGCGGCCCACGAAGUCAGUCAGCGCUCCCCUCCCAUCUUGCUCAGUGGAGGUGGAAAAGCCCCUCUUUUUCCUCAUCUGUCCCCAGGUGCUCUCCUCUAGCAGCACAGGAACCUUCUUUGUUCUUGUGUGUCAUCAGGUUUCUCACUAAGGUUGCUUUAGGGCCCAGAAGUGGCACAGAGAACAUGGCCAGUCUCUUACUGCGCUGAAUCUAAGCUGACGCCUCUCCAGGGGUUUCCCAGAAUAGUAAAUCGGGCACACACAGACAGAAAAGCCUGAGAAGCAGAGAAGCAGGAAUGUGGAAGAGGAGUUGGGGAGGCCUAGGGAUGGAGGUGCAAGCCUGGGUUGUUGGGGGCAGUGGUAGGGGGGUCUGCUUGUUGGUGUUAGAGGAACAGGACAGUAAACCAAAGUGUGUGUAGAUGCCACCUGUUCCUGUUCUCUGGCUGAGCUACAAGCUGGGCCCUCACACCCUCUUUCUCUUUCUUUCCCAGUUUCUAAGAGGGACUGAGGCCUCUUCUCUCAGCAUGCUGCAAACCUGUGGUCUCUGAUACUAACUCCCUCCCCAACCCCUGUUGUUGGACUGUACUAUGUUUGAUGUCUUCUCUUACUUACUCUGUAUCUCUUUGUACUCUGUAUCUAUAUAUCAAAAGCUGCUGCUAUGUCUCUCUUCUGUUUUAUUCUCUAAGUAUCUACUGAUGUAUUUAGCAAUUUCAAAGCAUAGUCUACCUUCCUUAUUUGGGGCAAUAGGGAGGAGGGUGAAUGUUUCUUCUUUCUCAUCUACUCGUCUCACACUGAGUGGUGUUAGUCACUGAGUAGAGGUCACAGAGAUGACAAAAGGAAAAAUGGGAGCUAGAGGGCUGUGACUCUUCACACAUACACGCGCACACACAAACAUGCACACACAUGCACACACGCACACAAAGCCUUAAGCAGAAGAAUGUCUUAGCAUCAUAAGACAGAGAAAUAAACUCUUCCUCCCUCCUCUUUCACAUAUAGCACAGGGGAAGGUAAAAUGGAAGGGCUGCUAAUUGAGACAUAUAAUUUUCUUCAUACACCCCUCACCUUAAUCAAAGGAUUCAGGUGUUUACCUGUGCCCUACAAAGUCUGCCUUUUGCCUCCCUCUUCCUGUUUUCCCCUGGACUGAGAAAUGGGUUGCUCACGGGACCAUUUCCCUUUUUCUUCAAAGCUUCUUUUGAUAUUCCCGGCCCCAGAGCUCGUGACCAGAACUCAGAGCUGAUUUAAAAUAUUUGGAAAAAUGGAGGAGGCAGACUGCUCCCAGCAGCCAGUCAGGGGCUGCUCAUCUCUCCAUGGAGAUGGUUACAGGCAGGUGUAGUCAAAAUGAUUGAUUCCUUAGGUUUGUGGGUGAAUAGGCUGGGAAAUUUCUGAGUCUUUUUUUUUUGGUCACAGUGCCCUCAAGUGGAAGCGAUGAGCUGGAUUUCUUUCUCAUUCCAUACUGGGCGGCAUGCUCCUCCCAUCUCCACCUUUGGUUUGGGGGCUUCCAGCUCAUUGGCAAAAUCUCUCUCUCUAGUUGCCGUCCUUUCAAGCUGGAGCCUGACUUUUCCCCAAUAUACAUUUUUUUUUCUCCACAAAGAGUUCCUUCUCUGAUGUCCCCAUCUGGUAUUAAGUGCACUUUAAAGAAAGGGGCAGGGUGGAUUUUCAAGAGGCGGGGAGCUCUAAGGCUUGACCCUGAGGGCUCUUCUCCCAGCCAUUCUCAGCCCAUAUGCAGCACCCCCCACACCGAAGAGGACUAUUGUUUUAGUUUCACAUGGUCCUUUCCUUCCACAUGGUGCUAAGGUGGUUUUCUAGGUAACUGCAGGGAUGGAGGUCACUAGCCAGUCCAAACCAGGAGAGAAAGUCUGGUGUCCUGAUAUCCAGUCUUUUCUAGGAGGAAGACCAAGAUUCUCCAGCAGCAGGGCAGCCUAUCACCCAGCUUCUUAAGUCAGGAAAGGAAGCUGAGUGGGAAUGCCAGCCAGUAAGCGCAGGCUGCACUGGCCCAUGACUCCUUCAAGGGAAAGAGGCCCUGCUCCCUUUACCUGCUGAGCUCCUUUUAGCAGUUAGGGAGAACUGCAGGGGGAAAAAUACCAGUGGAGUGUGGAAUAAAUCCAAAGCAGUGAUUAUUUUUAAACGCUUUUCAAAACAAAUCUUACAUAUAACCCCAAUAUAAAAAAUAAAGGAAUGCAGACCUGGACAGUUUGCACUUUCUUUUUUUGGUGGAAGAAUCCUCAGGGUCUCUUAGGACUGACUGUUCAAAGCCUCCUCAGCGAAUGAGCCCUGGAACAGUCCUACAAGACCCUGAGGAUUCUGUGGAGUAGUUUGAAAACCAUUGUUCUGAGGAAGGCGGUCCAAUCUGGCUCCUCACACUAAAGCUGCAACUCACGGAAAAGAGGGCAACAGUGGGGUAGACAAGCCACGCUGUCUCCAGACCCACUAGGGUAGAAGGAAGGUUCCUGUGGGCCUGUGGACUUAGGCUAAUAUUUGCUGCCAGCAGGGCACUUAAGAAUCCAGGGGGUUUUAUGUAAUGUUGCCACCACAUGGUUCUUUUAAAAACACGUAAGAAAAUGUGAGGGUGUAGCGCAGAUGAGGAGAGAGAUGACACAGAGGGAGCAGCCUUCUCUUUAGCAAGAUGUAAGGAAAAUAUAAUUCACUUACAUAAAAAAGAAACAACACACACGCAAACCCUUCACCAGAAGCUUCACACUACAUCCUCCUCCUCCUCCUCCUGCUCCCUACCUUCGCCGCAUCCCUUUCAGAGCCAGGGUCACUGCAAGGGGCGCCUGGCCUGCCCACUCACAUCUGCCAAAAUUUUGCAUGCCAGCGUGGAAGACAAACCAAACUGCACAACCCCCUGUGUGUAUUUACUUGGUGUACAUAGAUAUCUUUAAAAUAAAAUAAAUUCAUUGAUGACUCUA